Dreissena polymorpha is the source of this 474-nucleotide messenger RNA. Its product is annotated as serine protease inhibitor Cvsi-2-like. The record is from RefSeq and is a predicted model, not a curated record. Lineage: Eukaryota; Metazoa; Mollusca; Bivalvia; Myida; Dreissenidae. The coding region runs from base 124 to 366 and encodes 80 amino acids. The transcript is spliced from 3 exons.
UAUCACGGAACCGUGCAAACGCUAGACCAAUGUUGGCGAUAUAUAAAUAGAGUGAUAAGAAGCGAAAUCACCGAAGUUUGUUGCAGUAUUAGUUCAUCGUCUGCCAACUCAACUCAACUCAAAAUGAAGGUUGCCAUAGUUUUGCUCGCCGUCUGUAUUGCUGUCGCAUAUGCCGAGGAAUGCCAUGACAUCGGGGACUGCGGUCACGUGACUUGUCCAGAGUCAGGCUACGCCCUGGUCUGUGAGCACAGGCAGUGCACGUGCGCGCGCACCGGGGACCACACCUGUGCUACUGUUGCCGACUGCUCCGGCCGCUGUGAGCGCGACUGGCAUUGCGUUGACGGCAAGUGUAAAUGCGGACUUUGAAACUGAGGUAGGCCUUGCUCCGACGUCAUCAGGGCAUUUAGCGUGUAUAUCGUUAUGACAUAUAUUUGACAUUAUUAUAGUAAUUUGAAUAAAUUGUUUUGAAGUUUA